CUACAAUGACAUAGCAAGAAAUCUUUUGAGCGGGUAUUUUCUGGCAUAUUUUAUUUGGAUGUUCCUGCUGAUUUGAAUUGUUAUGGAGAAUGGUUCAAUUUAUCACGAGAAACAAAACCUUAUGUUGUGCGCCGUCCAUGCGCUGAACAACCUUUUCCAAGACCCCAAUGCGUUUAGCAAAAGAAGUCUUGAUGAUAUUUGCUAUUUACUUGACCCAAACUCCACUAUCAAUGCCCACAAGAAUCCUUUGGGCCUCGGGAACUAUGACGUCAAUGUUGUCAUGGCAGCUGUCAAUCAAAAGGGUUGCGAAGCUGUCUGGUUUGAUAGAAGGAUGAAUCCUGAUUGUCUUGAUUUAGACAACAUCUUCGGCUUCAUAAUCAACACACCAUCUGGUAUGAAUAUAGCUGGGAUUGGCCUUCCUAUCAAACGGCCCCAUUGGUAUGGAGUAAGAAAGAUUGGAACAUGUUACUAUAACCUGGAUUCUAAACUUCCCUGCCCCAAGGAUCUUGGAGAUAAUAAUCAGAUGAUCCAUUUCUUGAAUGUCCUGUUGGCAACAGAGGAAAAGGCUCAGGUCCUGAUUGUUGUAGAGAAAAAAAUCUUUGAGAGCAGAAAUUGGAAAAAAAGUCAGGGAGAAUAGUUAUUUUGAGUAUGCAAAUUUUAAAUAUACAAAUAUGUAGCCUAAAGAUCAGAGAGAUUUCAUUAUUUUUUACCAUCCUUGUUAAAGAAUGCUUAUUUGCUUUGCCUUAAUUUGUUAUUGUCUACAAUUGAUAAUACAACAGUAUGUCUGUUAGGCAACGUCCGGAAAAUUA
This is a messenger RNA of Nematostella vectensis (starlet sea anemone), 809 nucleotides long. RefSeq names its product josephin-like protein. Gene Ontology annotation, biological process: protein deubiquitination. The transcript has 2 exons. NCBI's taxonomy places the organism in Eukaryota, Metazoa, Cnidaria, Anthozoa, Actiniaria, Edwardsiidae. Gene Ontology annotation, molecular function: cysteine-type deubiquitinase activity. The record is from RefSeq and is a predicted model, not a curated record. Bases 83 to 637 code for a protein of 184 amino acids.